This is a messenger RNA of Schistosoma margrebowiei, 1172 nucleotides long. Lineage: Eukaryota; Metazoa; Platyhelminthes; Trematoda; Strigeidida; Schistosomatidae. The record is from the annotation of a GenBank genome assembly.
GAAAACACGUCAUGACUAUGUACAUAUUCAAUGUAACUCAACACAUACAUACAUUAGUUAGUAAUAUACAAUACAAUCAAUAAAAAUUUUUAUAAUAUUACAAAUGGAUUAAACAAUAAAACUAUAGUGAAAUUACUUUUUAUGUUAUUAUUAAUAAUAAUUUAAUUUCAUAAUGCUUAUAGUCCAUGUUGCAUUGCCUACAUUUAUUUGUGUAGAACAAUUUAUUAUAACUAAAUUAUAUUUUAAAAGAUCAGUUAAAAGUGUUACAUAUGAUAAUCUUAUUUCAAAAUUAUGUGAAUAUACUAAAACAAAAAAGGGGAAAUUUUAUGUUUCAUGGCAUGAUGGAACUGAAUAUUGUACAGUGUCUAAUUCAUCUAAUCUGAGAGAAGCAAUUGUACGAAUGAUAUAUGAUCGUGAAGAUAAUACACCUUUAUUAUUUGCUGCCCCAGUACUUCAUUUAAAUGAAACAAAAUUACCUUCAUUUUAUGGUGGAUGUAGACCAGAGCAUUUACCAAGUGAUUUUCGUGAACGUGCAUCAAGAGCUGUAUUUAAUAAAGAGAUUGAUUACACAGAACCUGAAUUACCUGUUAUCAUUGAAUUAAUAUGUAACAUAUGUAAUAAAAAUAAUUGGUGUGGUGAUAGAUUCACAUGCGUUAUAUGUCCUAGAGUUGUAUUAUGCCCUGAUUGUUUUAAAAAUAACAAUCACUCAGAACAUCCAAUGUUGAUUACUAGAGAUAAUGCAGAAUUUCCAUGUCCAGUAUUACAAGCAGUUAAAAUUGUCGCUUCAGAUGUUACUGCAGAAGAUUCUACUGGUGAAGAUGAUGAACAAUCAGACUUAUCUGAUCCUAGAACAUCAUCAUCUACUGCUACAAAUGAUUCUGAUGAUAUUCAUAAAACAAUUGAUGCACUUCGUGAAAUGGGUUUUAAACAGAAAACUAGUGAAUUAGUUGAAUUAGUCAUAAAAGAACAUGGUAAUUUACAGACAAUUGUUGAAAAGUUAGCUAAUUAAAAAUGUAUGAUUUCAAUGUUUUCCCGAAUCAUCAAUCAUCGAAUUCCAUUUCGGUAGAUAUCAUGGUUCUACCAAAAUUAGUCUAUAUAAUAACAAAUUAAAUAAUGUCUUUGUUAUCAUUCUUUUUACAUACAUUCAUUUGAAAAGUACCCUAUUUUGGAGC